Molecule: messenger RNA, 1177 nt
Organism: Brassica napus (rape)
Lineage: Eukaryota; Viridiplantae; Streptophyta; Magnoliopsida; Brassicales; Brassicaceae
Product: pentatricopeptide repeat-containing protein At1g62350
Exons: 3
Coding region: 40-786 (248 amino acids)
Molecular function (GO): protein binding
Source: RefSeq, a predicted model, not a curated record
UAGUUUUACAAACAAUAAACCUUCUUCUUCUUCAAGAACAUGUUGAUCCUCCUGCGUAGAGUUAAACACUCGAUUCCUCAGAGCUUCUUCUUCCUUCGCCAAAUUGGUUUCUCAAACAGUGAUCUCACUGUUCGUUCGUACUUAUCAGGACCUGCUUCGAGUCCCAGCUUAUCGAUAUGGAGACGGAAGAAAGAAAUGAGCAAAGAAGGUUUAAUCGCCGCCAAGGAGCUCAAGCGUCUUCAAACCAAACUCGUCCGUCUCGAUCGAUUCAUUGCUUCUCACGUCUCUCGACUCCUUAAGUCCGAUCUCGUCUCCGUUCUCGCCGAGUUUCAGAGGCAAGACCAAGUUUUCCUCUGUAUGAAGCUCUAUGAAGUUGUGAGGAGAGAGAUAUGGUACAGACCAGACAUGUUCUUUUACAGAGACAUGCUCAUGAUGCUUGCAAGAAACAGGAGAGUGGAUGAAACCAACAAGGUAUGGGGAGAUUUAAAGAGAGAAGGGGUUUUGUUUGACCAGCACACGUUUGGAGACCUUGUUAGAGCGUUCUUGGACAAUGAGCUUCCGGUGGAAGCGAUGAGAUUGUAUGGAGAGAUGAGAGAUUCUCCUGACCCGCCUCUGUCUCUGCCUUUUCGAGUUAUGCUGAAAGGACUCGUUCCUUACCCUGAGUUGAGAGAGAGGGUGAAAGACGAUUUCUUGGAGCUUUUCCCUGGGAUGGUUGUGUAUGAUCCUCCUGAGGAUUUGUGCGAAGAGAGCGAUGACGAAGCUAGAACAGAUAGUGAUCUUGAAUAAACAGGUACAUCACCAGUUCAUUGUACCAUAACUUUAUUGGGUAUAUGAAAUGGCAGGAGCCAGCAGAAGAUAUCACUAGCGGAAUCACUACACAGAGUUUUUAUGAGGAAUGAGGAAAUACAGUUUGUGGUCUAGCACAAAGUUUAUAGCAAUUCCUCUCUUCAUUGUCACAAUUGGUCCACCAUGGUUUGAUAAUCAGUGAUAGUUUUUUUUUUUUUAUAUGUGAUGAUUUCCACAUUUUCUUUAUAACUACUUUUUAGUUACAUUUAUCAUCACCAAACAGCUUAUAAUAUAGAAUAAUCUAUGGUUCUCGUAAUGUAUAUCAUUUUCUAUCUGAUGAACAAGCAUUUUGAUGUCUGCAUCAGUUCUUAAUGAUGUUGUAGUGUGUAUC